GUUGUUUUUCCAUGAUACGUUUGGUAUAUAUUUUCUCUCUCUUUCGCCCCCCCCCCCUCCAUCCCCUUCCCUCUCUCUCUUUCUCUCUUUCGAACAAGUGUUGACACAAAACUAUAUCGUGCAUUUACAUUACUUGAAAAAUUACAUUAUAAAUACAUCAUACCAAUAAAAUUUACGUGAUUAAAAAAUUUUCUGAAUUAAUGAAAUAAAAUGAUUGAGAUUCGUUGUAAUUCUACAAUUGAUGUGACUUGAUAGAUUAACUUCGAAUAAAAAAAAGAGAGAGAGAGAGAAAGAAGUUAUAUGUACAUGGGAGAAAAGUUAUCUCGAUCAAAGAUGAAUAAACGCGAAACACGUGUGAUGUGCACAGUUUCGUGCGUUACGGUAUUAAUUAUGAAAACGGUGAAGAAUCGAUAAAAAUGGCCUAUGAGGCUUAUGAGAGAGAAAUGUAGCGAAAUGUCAGCGGGUCGAGUAGUAGGAGGGGCGGUAGGUUCCACGAUCAAACACAAGUAUUGAUCUAGGAUAAGGAGGAUACCCCCCCGCGUUUCUCGUAUACAUCCGUUGCUGAGCUAAGCUCUUUGUUCCCGUCGUCGUAUAAUCAGAUGUGUAUGCAUGUUGGAAGAUCAAGCCGAAAUGGAAAACUUGUAGAGUAGCAAGUAAAUCUGCGUCUGUAGAUUUUAGCGGAUUUCAUCGACAUCGACGUACUUGCGCGGUAGCGACCAAGCCAAGCGGCGUCGACGGCGACGGCGACGGCGCUCGCGCACUAAGCAGUGACGCUUGAACAUCAGCGAUUUAGAAGCAGAGACGUUGAUUGCUGGUGCGGAUGAUCUCAAUUUUACUUAUGCAGCACGAGAAAAUGUUUCAGCGGUACUAAUUCGAUCGAGAUAUCGGGAGUUUUCGAGAAUACCCAUCCCCUUCGGUGAAGAAUGGCAAAGUCUUACGAUUCGGGGCCGAAGUACACGGCUACGUUAUCGUAGAAUAGAAUUCAGAACUUGGCAACGGGAUGCGCACGUUACCACGAUGCGAAUACGCAUUGUCGACGUUCCCCCGUAUGUAAUGAGGCUAAUCGAGGCGAUAACGCCGUCGCGUGCGUAAGUAUAAGCACGCGUGUAUCGUACGCUACGCGGAAGGCGGAAGGAGCAGAAAGGAGACUACAAGUCGGUUCAUCGUGGACUCUCUGAGGCGAGUCCAUCCGAGAGAUCCGGUGCUUUUUAUUCGAUUAUGCUCACCCUCCGUCCUACGUUCAUCGCCGCGUGGCUCCGUUCGAUUGCAACGUCGAUAUGGCCCGCGAUUUCAGAAUCUCGUGAACGAGGAUAGCCCGGACCGGACUCCAGACUGUCUGGAACUCUAGCAGAGGCAAAAGAGUCGAAUCUCGCGACAAAAACUAACGGCGUAACGGAGUAAUUGUCAGUAAUCUCUCGACGACGCCGCGACGUCGACAACGACGAUGCCUCUCCCAAACAUUUUGAGAAAAGCGAGCAGCUACAUUCUUGGCGAAUGCGGCCAAGACAACCGUCGCGUCAUUUAUCAGGACGGUGAGGCAUUGUUCUGCAAAAACAACGUCUGCGUGCACCCUCCUACGUUAAUGAGACAGCACGCCGACGUGGUGCAUCAUCCUGGAUAUAUGACUAUAACUUGCAAGCUGAACAAAAAUUCGAAUUUGCCGACUUUGCACCUAAGUUGGAUACCCAACAGCACAUUGCGCAAGCAUCCCACCGCGUUGGAGAAUCUGAGUGCCAGGAACGCUACCGCGCAUCGUGACGACGAUCCAAUCUCUCCGCGUUCCCGAAUCUCCGACAAGACACGCUGCGGCGAUUCCCUCAACGUUUCGGACGUGAGACACGAGCUGGAGAAUGAAAAUGAGAACGAGAAUGAAAAUGAAAACGACGGCGAGAACGAUAACGGAAAUGGAAAACUAGAUGUGUGCUUGGAGGCGAAGGAGCCCGUCGACUGCGGAGACUGUGAACGCGUCUGCUCCGGUUCCGGCUACCGUUACGGCUAUAAUUUUCUACGCCGUCGAGACCCAAGCACGAUUGGUCGCGACGAUGAAAAUGCCAAGACUGUCGAGACCGAGACCGAGACCGAGGCCGAGAAACGUCCGAAUCCGGCGUCAGUAGGUUCGAGCAAUGAGAAGGAGCGGGACUUUAACAACGACGCCAGGAGCAUCGACGAGGAGCCACGCUUCUCGCUUCGCGACGAUACGAGCGUCAAGAGUCGCAGCCUGUCGUUAACGUCGACGUGUAGCUUGUCAAUCUCGGUACCUACCGACACGGAAGAAAUGCCAUCGUGGAUGAGGUCUCCGGAGCUCUUAGCGCUACAGCACAAUCUUGUCUUUCCCGAGAGCGCGACCGCGUCACCAGUGACGCUACGUAGAGCGCAUCGAUGUAGAAGAUUCUCGGUGGAUCUCAGCGAGAUGCGAUCCUUGAGGCUGUUUUUCGCCGAUCCUGCUUGCACCUGCGGUCAGCUGGUCGUGGCGAGCAGAGAGAGCCAGUACAAGAUCUUGCAUUUCCAUCACGGCGGCUUAGAUCGGCUAGCCGCCACUCUACAUCAAUGGCAUCAAUUGCUUUAUCCGCGUUUAAGCACGGAUACGGAGGAGACUCUGCCGUACAGGCAUUUUAUGGUAUGCCGGCCGGAAGUAAGCCGGGACGAGUUGCAUCCCGAGGAAGGUCAAGUGCCGAUGAUCACGUCGUUAGCUUGGAAAGAUUUGUUGAAUGAACGGGGCCAGGUGGAGGAUGACCUUGCUCUUCGUAAGGGAAUAUUUUUCGGGGGUUUGGAACCGGCACUACGAAAGAUCGUUUGGCCCUUCCUAUUGCACUGUUAUUCUUAUCAAAGCACGUACGACGAUAGAGAGCAGAUCGACGCCAUUAGGCGGCAAGAGUACGAGGAGAUACAGAAGCGCAGACUGAGUAUGAAUCCGGAACAAGCCGAGCAUUUCUGGCGAAACGUGGUGUGCAUAGUGGAGAAAGAUGUUGUCCGCACGGAUAGAGCUAACCCGUAUUACGCCGGUGAGGGUAAUCCCAACGUCGAAGUAAUGAAGAACAUUUUACUCAACUACGCGGUAUACAAUUGCCGCUUGGGUUACACUCAAGGAAUGUCCGAUCUCCUAGCUCCAUUACUAGCCGAACUCAACUCUGAAAUCGAGGCCUUCUGGUGUUUCGCGGGUUUGAUGCAAAGAUCGGUAGCCGUGUGCACUCCGACCGAUACAGAUAUGGACAGAAAUCUCUGUUAUCUUCGAGAAUUAGUAAGAAUUAUGGUACCAGAUUUUUAUGCGCAUCUUCAAAAUCACGCGGAUGCCUUGGAACUUCUAUUUUGUCAUCGGUGGAUACUCUUAUGCUUGAAAAGAGAAUUUCCGACCGAGACAGCGUUGCUCAUGUGGGAAGCCUGCUGGGUCAAUUACUUAACAGAUCAUUUCCACUUAUUUCUUUGCCUUGCUAUAAUGUGCGUUUACGCGGACGACGUAAUCGCCCAAGAUCUCCGAACGGACGAAAUGUUGUUGCAUUUUAGUUCAUUGGCCAUGUAUAUGGACGGAAACGUUAUACUUCGAAAGGCACGUGGCCUGCUUCAUCAUUUCCGUCAGCUUGUGCGCUUACCUUGCACAUUGGCCGGACUAUGCCGACAAUGUGGUCCAGGAAUGUGGGACAGCGCGCACGAUCCGGUAAUAGAGUGCGUGGGUCACGAGGAUACACACUGUCCUUAUUUAAAUAAUUACGAGUAACCUAGUCUAAUUUGUAGAAAGAAGGGAGGGGGAGAGAGAAAGAGAGAGAGAGAGAGAGCGAGCUCAUCAGUAUUACUUGACAUACGAAUUAACUCGUUUCGUCGAAUUGUUAGAUUAAAUAAGUCUUUGAUCUCUUUACACGGAUUUUUUCACAAUAAACUCUGAUCAACAGUCUAUGAAGGAUUUCCUGCAAAAAUUAACAUUUACAAAAUGUAUCGAGUCUAGCCAUUAUGCUCUCUGAGAUCUACGUGCGAUUAAAUUCGGUUGUUACACAUGCGACGAUACGUGAUAUGCAUCUUUGUUCUUGUAUAAGCUAUUCGAGCACUUUUUUCAAUUGACCAAAAAGAAAAAGUGAGACAAGAAUAUAUCGCUCGUGUUAAUUACCUAUGUUAUACGUUACACAUUGUUAUCUCGUGAUUUAAGCUAAUGCCGAGACACGAAGACAUAUCUCAAAAUCUAAUUUCAAAUCAAGUUCACUGUCAGUUAAAAAGUAAAUUUACGAGACUUUGACAAUGUUGUAUAUCAACAGAUAAACAUCUGGAGUAUUCGCAAUGUUAAAGACUGACGAAUGAAAGAAAAGGAUAAUUAUAAUAGUACAAGCUAAUGUUCGAAUGUACCCAGUGUUGGAGUAGGGAGAUGUGUGUCAUCUAAUCUCACUGCGAUACCAGCUUGCAAUCUAGUAGGGAGCUCGAAAGCAAAAAGAGAAAUCCGCUAGAAAGCAAAAAGAGAAAUCAAAUCGUACAAGUGCACGAAAAUGCUAUUUAUUGUAAAUAUGUACCCGAAUCGUGCAGGGUAUAAAUCAAUAACAUGUAUUCUCACUCCAAAGUGUUCACUUACGUUCGUACACAUACGACACAUUCUCGUACGCGUAUGAGGUAAUUCCACAUACGUAAAAAACAGCAAGAACAGUACAACUUUUUUAAAUUUUCUUUUACAGUGAUUGCAACGCGCCAAAUUUUUGUUUUUAUUAUUGAAAAUUGAUCAAACAUGUAAUUUUUUACCAAGUGCACAAUUACACCUAUACUAUGGUCCUCUUACGAAAUUUAUUCGAAAACAAAUAAUUAUUGCGAUAAACCAACUUCACCGAGCAAUUCUAAAUGAAUAAGAGUAUCGAGAUUCAUCUUUUGUUUAUUUUAAUAUUAUUACUGUAAUCCGUUGUCACACAGAUAUACGUAAAGAUAACAUUGCUUCAUAAUAUUCAAGAUUUUACAGAUACUGUGCCUAUGUAACAAGGGCAAUGUAAUGUAUUCCACGCUAAUUUACUCGAUCAGGGACAUUAAAUUUUGUCGAAAAUAGCUUUUAUCGCGCUUUAAUCGUGCUAUCUGGUAUCGUUGAAAUCUUGAAGAGAAAUAUAUCUGUGUUAA
This is a messenger RNA of Temnothorax curvispinosus, 5076 nucleotides long. RefSeq names its product TBC1 domain family member 16-like (gene TBC1D16). The record is from RefSeq and is a predicted model, not a curated record. The transcript is spliced from 6 exons. Gene Ontology annotation, molecular function: GTPase activator activity. Gene Ontology annotation, cellular component: early endosome. Gene Ontology annotation, biological process: activation of GTPase activity. The coding region runs from base 1445 to 3712 and encodes 755 amino acids. Lineage: Eukaryota; Metazoa; Arthropoda; Insecta; Hymenoptera; Formicidae.